Bombina bombina (fire-bellied toad) is the source of this 1713-nucleotide messenger RNA. RefSeq lists its product as uncharacterized. The transcript has 3 exons. NCBI's taxonomy places the organism in Eukaryota, Metazoa, Chordata, Amphibia, Anura, Bombinatoridae. Gene Ontology annotation, biological process: cell surface receptor signaling pathway; negative regulation of T cell proliferation; T cell costimulation. Gene Ontology annotation, cellular component: external side of plasma membrane. The coding region runs from base 34 to 639 and encodes 201 amino acids. The record is from RefSeq and is a predicted model, not a curated record.
ACGUGACCCACCCAUAACGUAUUGACAACCUCCAUGCAUCGCUCUGCACAGAACACAGAUCAUCUAGAAGAGGAAGUAAGAGGGAACGGCAUAGAAAUGGGUCGCCAACUCUUCCUUAUUCUGACCAUCACGCUGGCGCUUGGCGCCUCACAGGCCAAACUUGAGCUCAACACUGAUCCCUCCCCGGUGGUCGUGAAAGCUGGAGAAACUGUAAAUCUUAAAUGUCUGCUAAAGGUGGAGAAGAUGCCAUUGGACAUGAAACGAUUAAUGGUGCAGUGGUACAAUCGUGGCAAGUUAGUGGCUGAGUAUGAUGAAAAACUGACCAUUAACAAGCCAGAGGUGUCUAUGUCUAUAGAUGCUCUGACUAAGGGAGAUGCCACUCUCACCAUUACCAAACCCACCCAUGAGCAUUCUGGGAACUAUCGUUGCUAUGUCUACUAUGCUACAGAUCAAGUGAUGAAGCAGAUUACUCUGCAGGUUGAUGAUCCCAAUAAGCCGAAGGAAGAAGAUAUUGAUCUGGGAAUUUCAGAUACAAUCAUUAAAUCAAAAGUGGAUAAAAUUAUAGAUUUGUUCAGCACUUUUGAUCGAAAACUGGAUGUAUUGAUCCGAGAUUCCAAAAAAUGCAGCCCCAAAAAGUAACAGAUUCCAACCAUACUCCUAUUGCUUUAAGUGUCAUAUCAAAAAAAUGUGACUAAACCUUUAAUCGGUCGCUCUCUGCCAUACGCCUGUCCGCUCAUUUAAACCGUUUUAGCUACCUAUACAUGAAGUAUAUGAAAGUAAAAAUUAGUUUGUAUACAGAUAGAGUUUUUUAAUUAGAUAUUAGACAUGUGCUUGCUGACGUUUCUGAUGCCUCCAAAUGCUAGCGGCAUUUUGCUCUUUUCUAAGCCCAAUUUCUUCUUGCAAAAGUGCAACACAUUAAAGGGACACUAAACCCAAUUUUUUUUCUUCCGUGAAUCAGAUAGAGCAGCAAUUUUAAGCAAACUUCCUAAUUUACUCCUAUUUUCAAUAUUUCGUAAUUCUCUUGGUAUCUUUAUUUGAAAAAGCAGGAAUGUAAGCUAACAAGCCGGCCCAUUUUCGGUUCAGCACCUGGGUAGAGUUUGCUGAUUGGUGGCUACAUUUAGCUACCAAUCAGCAAGCUCUACCCACCCAGGUACUGAACCAUAAGUGGGCUUGCUACUAAGCUUAAAUUCCUGCUUUUCCAAAUAAAGAUACCAAGAGAAUGAAGAAAAAUUGAUAGUAGGAGUAAAUUCAAAGGUUGCUUACAAUUGCUACUCUAUCUGAAUCAUGAAAGAAAAAAAAAAUUGGGUUUAGUGCCAGUGGGAGCCCCCAGAUUGACCUCAAGGUGGGUGAGUGCUAGCGACGGCUCUGAGCCGUCGUCAGCACCUGACUGGGACAAUUUGCGACGGCUCAGAGCCGUUGUUAGCACUCAAGGGGUUAAGAUCUGGAUUUGCACAGUUCUGAGUACAUUGCACUUUCGCAAGAAUAAAUUCAGCUCCAAAAAGAGCCAAAUGCCACUAGCGGACACCUUCUUCUGCAUUCGGAGUAAACCUCAGAUGAACGUCUAUUAGUUAUAUUAAGUUGCACUAGAGAAUUUUACCAUUAUGUUAGACCCUAAUUCCACAAUCCUUUAUCACUUUUGUUAAUGCAGUAACACAUUUGUAAUAUUUGGGAGUUUUAUAAGUUUUGUCUGAAUAAAAUAAAUAAAUAAACAAA